Molecule: messenger RNA, 3490 nt
Organism: Chionomys nivalis (European snow vole)
Lineage: Eukaryota; Metazoa; Chordata; Mammalia; Rodentia; Cricetidae
Gene: Ap2a1
Product: adaptor related protein complex 2 subunit alpha 1
Exons: 18
Coding region: 131-2575 (814 amino acids)
Biological process (GO): clathrin-dependent endocytosis; intracellular protein transport
Cellular component (GO): AP-2 adaptor complex; membrane coat
Molecular function (GO): clathrin-cargo adaptor activity
Source: RefSeq, a predicted model, not a curated record
GCAGCCAGCCCGCCGCCAGCCCGCCCUCCCCCGGCCGGCUCCUCGGCGCCGCCUGGGGUCCUUUCCGCCCGGUGCCGCCCGCCAGCCCCGUGCCCGUUCGGCCAGGCCUGGAGCCGAGUUCUCCGCCAUCAUGCCGGCUGUAUCCAAGGGCGAUGGCAUGCGCGGGCUCGCCGUGUUCAUCUCCGACAUCCGGAACUGCAAGAGCAAAGAGGCUGAAAUCAAGAGGAUCAACAAGGAACUGGCCAACAUCCGCUCCAAGUUCAAAGGAGACAAGGCCUUAGAUGGCUACAGCAAGAAGAAGUAUGUGUGCAAGCUGCUCUUCAUCUUCCUGCUUGGCCAUGACAUUGAUUUUGGACACAUGGAGGCUGUGAACCUGCUAAGCUCCAACAAGUACACAGAAAAGCAGAUAGGGUACCUGUUCAUCUCAGUCCUGGUGAACUCGAACUCAGAGCUGAUCCGGCUUAUCAACAAUGCCAUCAAGAAUGACCUGGCCAGCCGCAACCCCACCUUCAUGUGCCUGGCCUUGCACUGUAUCGCCAAUGUGGGCAGCCGUGAGAUGGGCGAGGCCUUUGCCGCUGACAUUCCCCGAAUCCUGGUGGCUGGCGACAGCAUGGACAGUGUGAAGCAAAGUGCAGCCCUGUGCCUGCUUCGACUCUACAAGGCGUCCCCUGACCUGGUGCCCAUGGGCGAGUGGACAGCACGUGUAGUGCACUUGCUCAACGACCAGCACAUGGGAGUGGUCACAGCCGCUGUCAGCCUUAUCACCUGUCUCUGUAAGAAGAAUCCAGAUGACUUUAAGACCUGUAUCUCCCUGGCUGUGUCUCGCUUGAGCAGGAUCGUCUCCUCCGCCUCCACCGACCUCCAGGACUACACCUAUUACUUCGUUCCUGCGCCCUGGCUCUCUGUGAAGCUGCUGCGGUUACUGCAGUGCUACCCACCGCCAGAGGACGCGGCUGUGAAAGGGCGGCUAGUGGAGUGUCUCGAGACUGUGCUCAACAAAGCCCAGGAGCCCCCCAAGUCCAAGAAGGUGCAGCACUCCAACGCCAAGAACGCCAUCCUCUUUGAGACCAUUAGCCUCAUCAUCCACUACGACAGUGAGCCCAACCUCCUGGUCCGCGCCUGUAACCAGCUGGGCCAGUUCCUGCAGCACCGGGAGACGAACCUGCGAUACCUGGCCCUGGAGAGCAUGUGCACGCUGGCCAGCUCUGAGUUCUCCCAUGAGGCUGUCAAGACCCACAUUGAUACUGUCAUUAAUGCCCUCAAGACGGAGCGGGAUGUCAGUGUGAGGCAGAGGGCAGCCGACCUCCUAUAUGCCAUGUGUGAUCGGAGCAAUGCCAAGCAAAUUGUGUCAGAGAUGCUGCGGUACCUGGAGACUGCUGACUAUGCCAUUCGAGAAGAGAUUGUGCUGAAGGUGGCCAUCCUGGCCGAGAAGUAUGCAGUGGACUACAGCUGGUAUGUGGACACCAUCCUCAACCUCAUCCGCAUCGCGGGCGACUAUGUGAGCGAGGAGGUGUGGUACCGAGUGCUGCAGAUCGUCACCAACCGUGACGAUGUCCAGGGUUAUGCUGCCAAGACAGUGUUUGAGGCCCUCCAGGCCCCAGCGUGCCAUGAGAACAUGGUGAAGGUUGGUGGCUACAUCCUUGGGGAGUUUGGGAACUUGAUUGCUGGGGACCCACGCUCCAGCCCGCCGGUGCAGUUCUCACUGCUGCACUCCAAGUUCCACCUGUGCAGCGUGGCCACUCGUGCCCUGCUGUUGUCCACCUAUAUCAAGUUCAUCAACCUUUUCCCCGAGACCAAGGCCACCAUCCAGGGCGUGCUGCGUGCCGGCUCCCAGCUGCGCAAUGCCGACGUGGAGCUCCAGCAGCGGGCGGUGGAGUACCUCACCCUCAGCUCCGUCGCCAGCACCGAUGUUCUGGCUACUGUGCUGGAAGAAAUGCCCCCAUUUCCUGAGCGUGAGUCUUCCAUCCUGGCCAAGCUGAAGCGCAAGAAGGGCCCUGGGGCAGCCAGUGCCCUGGAUGACAGCCGUAGGGACACCAGCAACAAUGACAUCAAUGGGGGUGUGGAACCCACCCCCAGUACCGUGUCAACGCCCUCCCCCUCCGCGGACCUCUUGGGGCUGCGGGCAGCCCCUCCCCCCGCUGCACCUUCAGUUCCUGUAGGUGGGAACCUGCUGGUGGACGUCUUCUCUGAUGGCCCCACUGCACAGCCCAGCCUGGGGCCUACCCCUGAGGAGGCCUUCCUCAGCCCAGGUCCCGAGGACAUAGGCCCUCCCAUCCCAGAAGCCGAUGAACUGCUCAAUAAGUUCGUGUGUAAGAAUAGUGGGGUCUUGUUUGAGAACCAGCUGCUGCAGAUUGGAGUCAAGUCCGAGUUCCGGCAGAACCUGGGCCGGAUGUACCUGUUCUAUGGCAACAAGACUUCGGUGCAGUUCCAGAGCUUCUCGCCCACUGUGGUGCACCCCGGAGACCUGCAGGCUCAUAUCCUCUGCUCUUGGCCCAGAGAGUGCCCACCCCACCCCGUAGUCCUCUGGGAAGCGACACUCAGCUCUAUACCUGUUCAGCCCAUCACUCGGAGUUAGGCACAUGUCACUUCUAAGACUGUUUGCAUAGUAGGUAGGCCUCUCUGCCCAGGGACAAAUGACAGUAACCCACUGUAGAGAACAUAUGACCUUCAACACCCCAGCUACCCUGUAACCCACUGUAGAGAACAUAUGACCUCCAACACCCCAGCUACCCUGUAACCCACUGUAGAGAACAUAUGACCUCCAACACCCCAGCUACCCUGUAACCCACUGUAGAGAACAUAUGACCUCCAACACCCCAGCUACCCUGUAACCCACUGUAGAGAACAUAUGACUUCCAACACCCCAGCUACCCUGUAACCCACUGUAGAGAACAUAUGACUUCCAACACCCCAGCUACCCUGUAACCCACUGUAGAGAACAUAUGACCUUCAACACCCCAGCUACCCUGUAACCCACUGUAGAGAACAUAUGACUCCCAACACCCCAGAUACCCUGUAACCCACUGUAGAGAACAUAUGACCUUCAACACCCCAGCUACCCUGUAACCCACUGUAAGAACAUAUGACUCCCAACACCCCAGCUACCCUGCCAGGCACCUUACCUUUGCUGACGUCUGUGUGGCUUCAUGCCAUGGGGCUAGAGGCUCCUGCAGUCAGGUUAACCAAGAAUGCUGCACUCUGCUGGCCCCGCAGCACCUCAGCUGCGUGACCUGCCUCCUAACCUGCCUCCAGGAAAAGUAGCUCUCCUUCCUUCUGCUAGGAGGACCAUUGGUUGUUUUUGAAGCUGUUUGUGUAGCCUAGGGUGGCCUCCGCUUACUCUACAGAUUGAAGUGUACCUGCCAAGUGCUGGGAUUAUAGGUGUGCACCAGCAAACCUGGCUUCCUGCGCCAUUUUGAAAGAGCAAUUGGGAUGUUCUGGAAGGUGUAUGGCAGAUCCAGCCCCCCUGUUUUUCUAUAUUGUCCUCAGUCCA